This is a messenger RNA of Paramecium sonneborni, 3069 nucleotides long. Lineage: Eukaryota; Ciliophora; Oligohymenophorea; Peniculida; Parameciidae. The record is from the annotation of a GenBank genome assembly.
AUGAUCCUAAAAGGGGAGAUAAUCAAAUCUAAACAAAAAGUUUAAUUCAAAAUCUCUUAACUACCGAAAGAAAGCUAGUUAAACUUAAAGAAUAUCAAAAUUUUUUUAUCAGAAGUUGAUAUCAAUGAAGAAUAUUAUGAUAAAUCUCAAGUUUUAUCAGAAGCAGCAUUAUAAUAUUUUUCUGCCAUUGGAUUCAACUAAAAUUUUGAUUUGUCGAAUGCUAAGUAAUGGAUAAAAUCUUAGAAUUUGAUUGAACUUACUUAUGUAUUAAAAUGGAUAUACAAUAUAUCUUCAGAUGAUGAUAAAGAAUAAAUUGAAAUUGUUUUUGAUUCAAAAGAUGAUAUUGUUAAACGCAUAAUAUUACUAAAUGUAGCUCUAGAAUAGAAAAAGGCAACAUCUCUACCCCUUGAUCUUGUUAAUAAUAAUGAAAAAUGUGAAACUUUGUAUGGGUUAUCUCUGAAUAUUUAAAAAUAAAUGGAAAAUCAGGAUGUCAAUUUACUUGUACCUCUUCUAUUAAAAAUGGUAAAAUGUAGUAACUAAUCAGCAAUCAAACAAUUAAUCUUAAUAGAUUUAUUUGACAAAGUUUUUUCUAAAUUUCCUAAUCAACAAAAUGAACUCUUUAAAUAGAUUUAAAGCAACAAUAUCUUUCAAUAGUAAAAUUGGGAAGAAGAAUUUUAAGAUUUUAUAUAAUAAGAAUUAGAAAUGCCUUACUUUUAUUUUCGAAAAACAAAAAAGGUUUAUCAAUUCACAAAUCAGGACUACAAUAUUAUUCUAAAUAAUUUUAAAAAAUGGGAAAAAAUUUUAACAGAAUAAUUAUAAGAAAAGGUCAGUCCAGAUGAUUUUUUUUAGAAUAUUACAUAAGAUGAAAAUAAGGAGGAUGAAAUUUAAGUAGGGAUAAAACGUUAAGGAACGAAUAGGAAAAAAAUAAAAGUUGUUUAAAAAGAUCCUAAUGAAGCUUGUGUUAGAGGUGGAUUAUCCAAGAGCGUGGUUGUCCAAUAACCAGUUAAGUAAAACCUAUUUUAAUCAAAUGUAGAAUCUAAAACUAAUAGUUCAAAUGGUAAUCUAGAUUCUUAAAAUAAUCAACUUCCUCCUUCAUAAGUAACUCCAACCCCACCUCCUCCACCUAAGAAUGGAAUUCCUAAUCCACCUCCACCACCUCCUCCCCCUACAAAAGGAAUUCCUAAUCCACCUCCACCACCUCCUCCACCUACAAAAGGAAUUCCUAAUCCACCUCCACCACCUCCUCCACCUACAAAAGGAAUUCCCAAUCCACCACCUCCACCUGCAAAUGGAGGACCAUUUGCUCCUUUACCUAUUUAAAUUGUUGCUCCUACUUAUAGUAAAUUUAAAUUUCCAGCUAUUGAAAAAGAUAUCGAUAGUACUAUCUGGGCUGCUAAACUUUAAGAUUUUGAAGUUUAAGUCAAUUAGGGUAUUCUUAAAUAUUUCUUCCAAAAGGAGAGAUAGAAAGAAUCCAAAGUUGUUCAAAAAAAAAAGGUCUAAAAUGAAGCAGUUUAAAUUUCACCAUCAAUUUUUAAGGAUGAGAUGGGAAUUUAAUUACUAUAAAAAACUCUUCAAAAAUUCAAUUUAAAAGAAGUGAUGGAAUAAAUAAAUGAACUUGAAUUCCUCUCUAAAAUUCAAGAUAACUAAGUGAGAUCAAUCGUUGAUAAUCUCAAUUUAUUCAUGAUAACUUAAGAAUAGGCUUUAAAUGUUGAAUUCAAUAUCAAAAAGGCAAAAAGAGAAAGUGAAUAAAAAUAGCAGGAAGAAAACACUUUAGAGAAAAAUGAGAUAGAGAAAUUAUAGAGCCUGUAAGGUGAAGAAAAAUAUUAGGCUCUUUUGGAGUUUGAUUAAAAUUUAAAUAUUUUAUAUACGGAUAUUGAAGAUUAAUGUAAAGAAGAAGAAACUUAAUUAAUUAUUACAUAACUAGAAAAAUAAUUGGAAUAGUCAAGAAUUGAUAGUUAAAAUUUAUAUUAGAAACAACCAUAAAAUAAGUUAGAAUUACAAGAAAAGGAAGAAGAAAUACUUAAAAAAUAUGAAAAUGCACUUUUAGAAAAACAUUAGUUCCUAAAAUCAAAAAAAAAAAUAUAAGAUAAAUAUUAGGUUCAUCCAAACGAUCUUUUUCUCAAAGAUUUAUAUGAUAGAAAUCCUCGAAACGGAGUUAAGAUUGAGGCUUUUUACAAAGAGCAUUUAGAGCGUAAAAUUCACAUUGAAAACACAGUUACAGAUUAUAGAGAAAUUUUUGGUGAGCUCAAAAAGGAUGAAGAAUUGAUAUUGUAUUUCUAAUACAUAAAAUAAUACGGAAAAAUAUUCAAUAAUAUUAAAAAUGAUAAAUUUGGUUAUAAAUUUGAAAAUAUACUUGCAUUUUCAUAUAAAACUUAAUAAUUAGAAGGCAAUUAGGAAGAAUUAAUAAGGUAUAUUGUAGCAAGCAUGAUGGAAUAAAAUACGAUAUUAGAAAAAGUAAAUAGCAUGAUCAAUCAAAAUGUGCCUUAUGAAUAAUUAGAAAACAUGGUGAAUUAAUGGAAAGAAUCAAAAAGUACGAUGAAUUAAAAGGAGUCUUCAGAAAGCUAAAACUGCAAUACGAGAAUGCUUGAAAAAUUAAAAAAACUGAUUAAUCAAAAAAUGCCAUAUCAUUAAUUAGUAAUCAUGAUUAAUUAAAUGAUGCUGUUUAAAAAAUUGGAAGAAACUCCUUAUAAAAAUCUUCAUGUUUUAUCUUAACAGAAUCGUGCUUUAUCAGAAAUUUAGAAUAUUAUAAAAAUAUAUAAUGAUCAUUAUGAUUGGCUUAGUAAACAUUUAAACAAUUUGAGUAUGAAUGAAGCUAAUAAAAAGUUUGUUGAAAAAGGACGAAAAUAUGCAAAUGUGUAUAAGGAAUAUAUUUUUUAGAUGUAGAUAAUAUAUGAUGAAGAUUCAAAAAAUUUCAAGGAGAUCAGGGACUUUAUGUGUGAUUCAAGAGAAAAAAUUGAAAGCCCUAAGUUCUUUUCUGAUAUUUUGGAAAUAAAAAAUUAAUUGAGAAAUUAUUACUUUGAUAUUAAGAAAAAGAAAACUUAAGAAUUAAAAUUAUCUAGGAGAAAGUGA